Molecule: messenger RNA, 1319 nt
Organism: Scophthalmus maximus (turbot)
Lineage: Eukaryota; Metazoa; Chordata; Actinopteri; Pleuronectiformes; Scophthalmidae
Product: beta-crystallin B3-like
Exons: 6
Coding region: 453-1166 (237 amino acids)
Biological process (GO): lens development in camera-type eye; visual perception
Molecular function (GO): structural constituent of eye lens
Source: RefSeq, a predicted model, not a curated record
GGUGAUAAUAUCAACCCAAACUUUUUUGCUGGAUAGGUGUGUGGAGGGACGGUGUGAUUAAGAUUGGGUAUAGUCCAGAGUGUGCCGUGUGUGUCGGUGUGUGUCAGUGUGUGUGUUUGUGCUGAGCGGGGCUGUUUGCUGAAUCCUCUUGGCUCUCUCCCCCUGUGCCCGCACACAGCACUCACUGGCAGCCAGGCGGACGGGCAGGGCAGCGUGUGCCAACACAGCUGCCUAUUGAGAGGCAGAGUUACGGACACAAUGUGAGCGACAGACUUGCUGUAUCAACAGCUCCCUCUUUUCUGCUGUUGUUGCCAGAAAUAAACCAUAAAUACCCCCCCGUCCCUGCCCUCUAAUGGCUCAACCCCAGCAAACACCAAGUGGCACAGAGAAAGAGGAACACUACCACUUCCUAGCAGGCAUACCCAGAAGUGGAGGAGCAGAGGACCAGGAGGAUGUCGGAGCAGCAGAGCGCCCCGGAGCAGCUGGCUACUGGGAAGAGCCAGGGUGGAGCUGGAGCCACGUACAAGGUGGUGCUGUUUGAGUUCGAGAACUUCCAGGGCAGCAAGGCGGAGUUUUCUACCGAGUGUAAAGAUGUGACAGAGAAGGGACUGGAGAAGGUCGGGUCUGUGAUCGUCGAGUCAGGGCCCUGGCUGGGUUAUGAUCGGCAUGGGUUCACAGGGGAGCAGUUUAUCUUGGAGAAGGGCGAGUAUCCACGCUGGGACACCUGGACCAACAGUCAGAACAGCUACUCCCUCUUUUCUCUAAGGCCCCUCAAAGUGGACAGUGCUGACCACAAGCUACAUCUGUACGAGAGCCCCGGAUUUACCGGCAGAAAGAUGGAGAUUGUCGACGAUGAUGUGCCCAGUUUGUGGGGCCACGGUUUUCAGGAUCGCGUCGCGAGCGUCAAGGCCCUUAACGGAACCUGGGUCGGCUACUUGUACCCCGGCUACAGAGGGCGCCAGUUUGUCUUUGAGCGGGGAGACUUCAAGCAUUGGAACGACUGGGAGGCCCCCGCGCCCCAGAUCCAGUCUGUCCGACGUGUGCGGGACAUGCAGUGGCACAAGAGGGGCUGCUUCACCGUUCCCGACCCGGACCCGGCUCCCGGCCCCGACCCCGAACCUGCCCCAGUACCUCCCGCCCCCCCGGCGUCAGCUGGAGCCAGCUGAGCGGCGAUCCUCGCCUGCCAACCCAAACCCCCCCCCCCUUAGCUGCCGACAGUGCCUGCCCUCUGCCUUGACCUGACCAUGGCAAACGCUGCUUGUGCCCAGUGAGGAGUGCCAUGUAUGUUUCAGUGGCGAAUAAAAGUUGUUUGACCUGGA